AAUUCCAGAGGAUUGUAUGUGUGUGUGCCUCUCUCGCUGUGUAUGUGUAUGUGUGUAUCUCCUCGUGUAUGCGUGUGUAUAUGGAACAAGGGAGGGAGACUAGUUGUUAUUCUGAUCACAGCUUCCCUGAUUCACAGACUUGGAGCUGAUCAUGAAUAUAAGUGAAGACUUUGACGUCAGAGUUGAGAUAUAUCAGCAGACCCAAUGGGGCAAGAAUAUUAAGUGCAAGUCAAUGCCAGCAAUCUGCCAACGUUAUUAGCAAUGUUAACCAAGGAAUGAAGCUUAAUCCCAAGGACUGGAAGGACUAGCACGAAAAAAAGGGGAAAGCUGAUCAGCAAGGAUCAAACAAAGGUAAAACAACAGAAAUACAUGUCUGCCUAUGUUGUUGCAUGUGUUUGACUUCUCUUCUGCGGGCUAAGGAAGGGGAAGGGUGUUUGCGUUGUAUUGAGUUUGGAAAGCAAGCCGGUUAGAAGGUGGCCCUUUCAAUAUUUUAAUCCUAGCGCUCUGGUAAAUUGCAUUAUGGACAGCACUCUCAGCAGCAGCAGCAAAAACCUUGACGAAGAGAUUCCGGACUAAACCAUUUGUGUGACCUUUACAACUUUUGUUUUCAUAAGAGUGAAAUGUGAGACGAUAUAUACAAGGCGUUGGAGGAGAUGUGAUCGAGGGGGGUGAAAGGGUUCCUAUUCAGUGCAAGGGGUUUACUAUGAAAGAAAACCAUGUUUAAUGCAGCUGAGAUCCUGCAGUUGUUUGCCGCCAGCAGUCCCUGAGUGCACCGGUAUUAAAAACAAGCAAAGUUAAUGCAGAAUAUUUCUAGUCUGUAGCCUUCACUGGGAUCCGAUUUAACCAGGAGGUUUGCUUAAGUAUGAGGCUUGCCUGGCCAGAAAUAAUAUAUUUUUAUUUAUUACUAGCAAAAUUAUUGUGUCAGAAAGACACAUUUACAACAAGGGACUAGAUGAUGUAACCAUUACUCUGUUUAACCCCCAAAUUGCUUGUGCCCAAGUGUUAGUGUUGGAAUCGGUCUGAUCAUGCUAUGAAUCUGCGGCUCUGUACGUGUGCCUGAUGCAACCGUCUGCCUUUUAAUGGGAACGCAUGCAACGAGCAUUGUGACGGGUGAAUUAUUGACACUCAGCCUUGCUCACCUUCAGCUGUUCAGACGGAACCCGAGAUCAGACGAAUCCCCCAUCUGUUCAUUCGGGGGAAAGGAAGGGGAAAUAGCCAAGAUGGGGAGGAAAAUAAUUUUAUUCAAAGAUCGAGCCUGGUUUUAAAAAAAUAAAUAAAUAAAAGAAACGGGUUUGGGGGUGUUUCCUGCGGCUGCGUUCGCGCUCGGCUCCCAGAGGAGGGUGGGGGGUGUGCCACCGGGGAAUGGCCCAGGCAGGGUAUCGGUCUUUUAAUCCUGUCUGUGUCCGAUCAGUCCCCAUUGCAACCGGCACUGGGGAUACUGGGGGCCAGGCUGGGACAGCGGGUCUUGUCGUGUCUCUUGCGGGCGGCCCCGGGCUCAGGGGUGGAUAGUCCAGGCUCUUUCGAUGCUGCUUUCACCCUUGUCUCCUCUCUCUGUGUGUCCCUUGUGCCUCCUCUCUAGCGAUGCUCCACAACCCCGCAGCAGCUGCGGCCGCCAUGGAGGAGCAGCUGCGGCAGCAGCAGCUCCUGGUCCUGCUCAAUGCCUCCUCCAGGCCCUUCCCCAGCAGCAGCAGCAUCUGGCCGUCCAACUCCUCUGCCUCGGAGCCGGUCACGGCGGCGGCGGCGGCGGCGGCGGGAGGAGGAGGAGGAGGCGGCGGAGGCGGAGCGGUCAGCCCCUGGGACAUCGCCCUGUGCGCCACGGGCACGGCGGUGGCCUGCGAGAACGCGCUGGUGCUGGCCGUGCUCUUCUACACGCCCAGCCUGCGGGCCCCCAUGUUCCUGCUCAUCGGCAGCCUGGCGCUGGCCGACCUGCUGGCCGGCCUGGGGCUGGUGGUCAAUUUCACCGUGCAGUACCUGCUGCAGCCGCCCAACGCGGCCGUGGCGCUGAGCGCGGCCGGGCUGCUGCUGACCGCCUUCUCCGCCUCGGUCUGCAGCCUGCUGGCCAUCACCAUCGACCGCUACCUGUCGCUGUACAACGCGCUCACCUACCACACGGAGCGCACGCUGACCUUCACCUGCGCCAUGCUGCUGCUCAUGUGGCUGCUCUGCCUGGGCGUGGGGCUGCUGCCCCUGCUGGGCUGGAACUGCCUGCGGGACCAGGCCACCUGCAGCGUGCUGCGGCCGGUGACCAAGGACAACGCGGCGGUGCUGGCGGUCACCUUCCUGCUCCUCUUCGCCCUGAUGCUGCAGCUCUACCUGCAGAUCUGCAAGAUCGCCUUCCGGCACGCGCAGCAGAUCGCCGUGCAGCACCAGUUCAUCGCCACGGCGCAGGUCACCUCCACCCGCAAGGGGCUCUCCACCCUCUCCUUCAUCCUGGGCACCUUCGCCCUCUGCUGGAUCCCCUUCGCCAUCUACUCGCUGGUGGCGGAUUCCAGCUACCCCGCCGUCUACACCUACUCCCUGGCCCUGCCCGCCACUUGCAACUCGCUCAUCAACCCGGUCAUUUAUGCCUUCAGAAACCCGGACAUCCAGAAGUCCCUGUGGCUGGCCUGCUGCGGGUGCAUCCCUUCCACCUUCUCCUCCAGGCCCAGGACAUCCAGCGAUGUAUAAGGGAGGUUGGCCGCCCGGAUUGUCAAAUGGUUUCAGGCUCUCCUCCUCCGCGGCGUUAUGAUGUGUUACCACCAGCAGGAGGAAUCCCAGAGCGACGCGCGUCUCCUUCCCUGGAAAAAGAUGUCAACGAGAAAACAAAAAUAAGAGUGGUCUCCUUUAAAAAAUGCUUAUUUUCCUACAUAUUUUAUUUAUUUUUGAUUUAAAAACAACAACAAAAGACCAAAAAAAAAAAAAAAAAAAAGAUCAGCGCCUGAUGCUUUUUUCUCAUCUCGGUGUAAUGGAAAGGGGGAGCAGCACGUUUGCCAAACCUGUGGCCCGAAAAUGUUCAAGGGCCCAGGGCAACUCUUUACUUAUUUCAAGCCUCCCAGCGAGGGGCAGGCCGUUGGGAAGGUCCCCGGUGAGGAAAGGGGAGAGACCGCGGGCCAACUCUCCCUUGGCCCCACACCAGGAGUAACCCCACUGAAGUCACUGGGGGUCGCCCCAAGUCAAAAUCCUGUCAAGUGCGGGGGGGAAGUCAGGCCUGGGACGUGGGAAGAGAAUAAGAUAGUGCCCUGCUGUUUAGAGCCCAGCGCAGAUCUGAUGCUGAGGGCUCAGGGCAAGAUCUAGAAAAACGUGUACAAUAUUUGCUUGCCGUUAGUUUGGGUUUGUUUGGAAUGGUUAAAAAAUGACCAUAUCCAAGGGGCUUCACUGCCUGAAAGGUGGGGUAGAGGGUUUUGGUGGUGGUGGUGGUGAUUUUUUUUAACUAUAAUCAGGUUUUGCUCUGCUAUGCAAUAAUAAAAGGGACAUUGUGAGAUGCGGUAACCUGCCAAUAUUUUUCAUGCCAGACCGGUUCAGCACCACGAGGUCUGGACAGCUCCGUGAGAAGCGGUAGGAGGACAAGUGGCCUGUCUUACGAUUUUAUGUUUAUUUUUGUAAAAAAGCACAUGGAAAUCAAAGAUUUACAUUGGCCUCUUUAAGCGGGGGGAAAGGAAGUACGAUCCUGAGUCAGGAACAAAUGAGGUCCAUUCCCCUUCACCUGCUGUCCUAAACAAUUGUAUAGUGUUGCUAUGUGCUGUUCAGCUGCUGCAUUGCACCUCAGAGGAGGCUGCAUUUCAGUGGUGGGUGAAGUGAUGCCUGUAUAUUUAUAUCUCCUUUGUUUGUGAAGCACUUUGAGAACCUGCAGGAUGAAAGGCACUUUAAGGUAUGAUUAUUAUUUUUUAUUACAAUGUGAGAGUAAAGAGAACUCCUUGCUGAAAAAUAUGCUCACGGUGCAUCAUCAAAUCUAAAGAUGGGAGGAAAGGACCUUUUAGGUUAUCUAGUUAAUCCCCCUGCCAGGGAGAUGAAAGCGGUGGAAGAAAGUCAGAGAUGAGGCUUUCUUGACAUCGGAACCUAGGUUAAUCUUUCACUUAUUUCAGUGCAGGUAUAACACACUGUCUUUAGCGGUAUUGUUAAUACAGUAUGCUGAUCUCGCAUACUGGGUGUGGGGAGGGGGGAUAUGAUCCAAAGACUGAUAGUCUGAACGAGGUUGGUUCUUCUAAAGGGAAGCCUACAUCAUCACACGUCUUGUUCCCGAAACUACUAGAUUAACUUGCUUCCAUAGAGAAGCUACGCUAGCCUCACGCUCCUCUACUCUAUCAUGUGCUUUGUGGUGUUAGUGAGAAAAUGAUGAAGUGUCCUUCGUCUUGUGCUGUAUUUUGGCCAAGAAGUGGAAUAGUGCAUUCCUUUAAAAACAGAAUAAACCUUCAGAGACAGACGGGGACUCUGUUCUAUAGGUGAAAUGUCCAGGGUUGCCUCUUGGGUGGGGGGUUUGUCUUACCACCUAUUCUCUCAGUGCCCUGCAAGGAAAUUGCUUUGCAGUGUGACCUGUGAUGUCGAUGCUGCAAAUGUGUUGCUCUCCCUUAGAAAGGAAUCUGUGCUACAAACGUCAGAAAGAUUCCUCUUUCAAACAAUAGCCUAUCCCUGCAGCGUCAGUUGCAAACCUGGCUUAGGUUUCUAUUAUAU
Molecule: messenger RNA, 4647 nt
Organism: Chelonia mydas (Green sea turtle)
Lineage: Eukaryota; Metazoa; Chordata; Testudines; Cheloniidae
Product: G-protein coupled receptor 12
Exons: 1
Coding region: 1582-2667 (361 amino acids)
Biological process (GO): G protein-coupled receptor signaling pathway
Cellular component (GO): membrane
Molecular function (GO): G protein-coupled receptor activity
Source: RefSeq, a predicted model, not a curated record